AUGACGCGCGGCGAUUUCCGACCCCGCGCGUGGGUCGUCAUGGGCGUCGCCGGCGCGGGCAAGAGCACGCUCGCCGCCGCGCUUCGCGACGCGCUCGCGUCGAGCUACCCGCGCCGCCCCGCGCCCGUCUUCAUCGAAGGCGACGACCAUCACGCCGCGGAGAGCAAGGCGAAGAUGUCCAGAGGCGAAAGCCUGACGGAGGCGGACCGCGCGCCGUGGCUGAGAUCCAUCGCGGACGCGAUCUCGCUCGAGACGCGCGCGCGCGUCGGCGUCGGCGGCGGCGGCGGCGGCGGCCCCGACGCUCCGGACGCGUCCGCGGCGCCACCCCGCGACGUCGUCGUCGCGUGCAGCGCGCUGAAGCGCGCGCACAGAGACGUCCUCGCGUCCGUCCCGGGCGUGGAGACGCGCUUCAUCUUUCUCUCCCCGGCGACGCGCGAGGCGGCGGCGGCGAGGCUCCGGACGCGCGCCGCCGCCGAUCCCGGCGGCCACUUCGCGGGCGAAGCGCUCCUCGCGUCGCAGCUUGCGGACCUCGAGAGCGACGCGGCGAGCUUCGAAGGGCACCACGUGCAUCGAAUGCGCGCGUUCGGCGGGCGCGGAGAGAACGAGGAGGAGGACGACGGCGACGGCGACGCGGCGGCGGCGGCGGUGGCGGCGGCGGCGGCGGCGGCGGCUGUGGAAGCGACGGCGCGAGAGGCGACGAACCACGUCCUCGACGUCGUCUUCGCCCGCGCCGCCGCUUCGGAGGGUCCGGACGGUUCUUCUGACGCGCCGUCGAAACCGAAACGACCGCGGGAUCAGAGGAACGGACCGCCGAGGCUGGACCCUUCCACGUUGACGGACGACGUGCGCGCGUUUAUGGACGAAUGGUGGGCGAGGCUGUGCGCGCGCGGCGUCUCCGGCGCGGUGCCCGACGCGGCGAACGCCAUCGACCACGUCUGCUGGCGUUGCGAGACCGCGGAGGAGUACCACGACGCGGUGAAAGCGCUCGCGGACGCGGGUCACGACGUCGCGGGGACGAAAUCGAUCGGCGGACGACCGAUCACGACGGUUCGGUUGAAAGCGCCGGUGCGGUGGGCGCGGUUUCAGAUCCCCGCGAUCGAGGUCCCGGCGCCCAAGGCGUUUCGGCCGAGACCGCGCGGAUUCGAGCACGCCGAGGUCGCGCUCCUGUGCGACGCCGACGGGUUCACGGAAACGAACGCGAUCGAGGCGUUCCUCUCGAAGUUUCCGGACCUCGAGUGGAACCGCGACGGCGUGCGCAAGGCGAUCAACCCGGACGUUAGCCUGUCGUUGGGCGGCGGCGUCGCGGUCAAGUUCCACAACCGCCCGCUUCUGGACGUCGUCGACUUCGAGCGCGCGUCGGGCGCGUCCUCCUCACACUGGUCCCCAUACGAUUCCGUUCGCGCGGUGCACGCCGAUCCGUGA
This is a messenger RNA of Micromonas pusilla CCMP1545, 1422 nucleotides long. RefSeq lists its product as uncharacterized. The transcript is spliced from 4 exons. The coding region runs from base 1 to 1422 and encodes 473 amino acids. The record is from RefSeq and is a predicted model, not a curated record. Gene Ontology annotation, molecular function: gluconokinase activity. NCBI's taxonomy places the organism in Eukaryota, Viridiplantae, Chlorophyta, Mamiellophyceae, Mamiellales, Mamiellaceae. Gene Ontology annotation, cellular component: cytoplasm.